AUGUCUCGAAAAAUAGAGUUUUGUCCGGCAGGUCAUUCUUCUGUAGAUUUCGUUUAUUCUGAUCGCAAGAAUUACAUUUGUUCCGGUGAAAGAUGUGAUUUGUGUACUAUAGAACAUUUUGUCCAAGAAUUUAAAACUUGGUCUAUAAAAAGGGAUUGGAAUUUUAUCAAACAGGAUUGGGAAUAUCAUCUAAUAGGCCACAAAGUUUCUUUGAAAGAAAUAAAAGGUUCUGGAUAUGAUAUAGCUGAAUUUCUUAAAGUGGCAACGACUAUUCAUGAAUAUUAUGAAUAUAUUUCGAAAUAUUAUGGAAUUUCGAAAAAUCCUUCUACACAAAAUUACAUUAUUGUUAUGGAUUUAUUUGAUGGUGACUUAAAUAAUUUUAUAACCAAUAAAUUUUGGGAUUUAGGAUGGGAAUCAAAAAUAGACAUAUUAUUAUCAAUAACAUGGGGUCUUGGAAGCUUACAUGAAAAAGAUUUUAUUCAUAGUGACCUUCAUAGUGGAAAUAUUUUGAUAAACGAUAACGAUGAUUUCGAUCUUUACAAUUUUGACUUAAGAAUUGAUUUAGAUUCAUUGGAUAAUAAUGUUAUGCGACAGCUUAAGGUUGCUAAUGAAAAUCUAAAAAAUAUAUCAAAAUCUCAAAAGCAAGAAUUAUUUGAAUUAUUUUUAUAUUCAAGUAAGUUACAUCCUCAAUCAUGUUACUUUAGCAGAUAUAUUCAUACUCUUCAUGUAUUACAUGAUUUAUUGGAUGAAAUAAAAUCUGGAAAAUCUUCAG
This is a messenger RNA of Diversispora eburnea, 772 nucleotides long. The record is from the annotation of a GenBank genome assembly. NCBI's taxonomy places the organism in Eukaryota, Fungi, Glomeromycota, Glomeromycetes, Diversisporales, Diversisporaceae.